This is a messenger RNA of Neohortaea acidophila, 879 nucleotides long. RefSeq lists its product as uncharacterized. The record is from RefSeq and is a predicted model, not a curated record. The transcript is spliced from 2 exons. The coding region runs from base 1 to 879 and encodes 292 amino acids. Lineage: Eukaryota; Fungi; Ascomycota; Dothideomycetes; Mycosphaerellales; Teratosphaeriaceae.
AUGGCAAACCUUCAAGAAUUCUUCAUCACUGACGAACACCUUGCUCCAUUGGCAGGCAAGGUGAUUAUCGUUACUGGCUGCUCCUCCGGCAUCGGCGAAGCAACAACCCAACUCCUGCUCUCCGUCAACGCCAAAGUCGUCGGCGGCGACCUCAACCCCCCAGCCAAACCCCACGACAACCUGCUCUUCGUCAAAACAAACGUCACCUCUUGGCCGAGUUUGCUGAACCUGUUCAAAACGGCCGUCGCCACCCACGGCCGCAUCGACCACGUCUUCUCCAAUGCUGGAAUUACUGGACGUGCGGAUUACCUUACCGACACGCUCGAUGCCAAUGGCGACAUCCAGGAACCGAGUAAUCUCACGUACGACAUUGAUUUGCGCGGAAUGGUGAAUACCAGCUACCUCGGCCUCACCUAUCUGCGUCGUCAGUCUCCUUCUACAGGCAGUAUUGUCUGCACAGCGUCGGCAGCCAGUUUCCAGCGCUUCCGCAUCGCCGACUACACGGCCGCCAAGCACGGCGUGCUGGGCUGGAUGCGCGGCGUCGUGCCUAACCUGCAGUCCCAGAACCUGCCCAUCCGCAUCAACGCCAUCUCUCCCAGCUGGACCAUCACCGGCAUGACGCCCACCCCUGCCGUGCAGGCUUUGCGCGAUUUGAAGCUCGUCGAGUGGCAGGGUCCGGAGGUGGUUGCGCGCUCUGUUGCCGUGCUGAUGGCGGAUCAGCAGCGGCAGGGGCAGUUGAUUUACUCUGUUGCCGGGCGGUAUUAUGAGAUUGAGGAGGCAGCAUUGUUGCCUGCUGCUCGGGGGUUUAUUGGGGUGAAUGAUGAGGACAAGGUGAUUGAGGCGUUGCAUCGCGUUACGCCGGACAUUGGAAGAGUGUAG